Molecule: messenger RNA, 1053 nt
Organism: Indicator indicator
Lineage: Eukaryota; Metazoa; Chordata; Aves; Piciformes; Indicatoridae
Gene: GLT8D2
Product: glycosyltransferase 8 domain containing 2
Exons: 9
Coding region: 1-1053 (350 amino acids)
Cellular component (GO): Golgi apparatus
Molecular function (GO): glycosyltransferase activity
Source: RefSeq, a predicted model, not a curated record
AUGGCUCUUUUAAAGAAAAUUAACCAGAUCUUGCUGUUACUUCUUGUCUUAACUGUGUGUGCCAUUCUGUAUAACAAAGUUCACCAAGUGCCAUCUGCGCUAAAGAAUGAAACAGUUGAUUUGGAGAGUCCUGAAGAAACGGAAGAAGAAAUCCCAGUCGUAGUCUGCGCCGCUGCAGGCAGAAUGGGUGCAACUGUAGCAGCUAUCAGUAGCAUCUACAGCAACACAGAGGCUAAUGUUUUGUUCUACAUAGUUGGGCUGAAGACUACCAUCCCACAUAUUCGAAAAUGGAUUGAAAAUUCUAAGCUGAAAGAAAUAAAAUUUAAGGUUGUGGAAUUCAACCCUAUGGUACUAAAAGGAAAAAUCAGACAAGAUGCAUCACGUCCUGAGCUACUGCAACCUCUGAACUUCGUUCGAUUUUAUCUUCCUUUGCUUAUCCAGAAACAUGAAAAAGUAAUAUAUUUGGAUGAUGAUAUCAUUGUUCAAGGUGACAUCCAGGAACUCUACGAUACUAAGUUGGCUCCUGGACAUGCUGCAGCUUUCUCAGAUGACUGUGAUCUGCCUUCUACUCAUGAAAUGGUUAGAAGUGUAGGGAUGCAGAACACGUACAUGGGGUUCCUGGACUACAGAAAGCAAGCGAUUAGAGAUCUUGGCAUCAGCCCCAGCACCUGCUCCUUUAAUCCUGGAGUAAUUGUUGCUAACAUGACUGAAUGGAAACAUCAACGGAUUACAAAGCAGUUGGAAAAGUGGAUGCAAAGAAAUGUAGAGGAAAACCUCUAUAGCAGCACCCUUGGGGGAGGCGUGGCAACCUCUCCAAUGCUGAUAGUAUUUCAUGGAAAGUAUUCUGCUAUUAAUCCUAUGUGGCACAUAAGGCAUCUUGGUUGGAGUCCUGAUACCCGUUACUCAGAGCAUUUUCUUCAAGAAGCUAAAUUACUUCAUUGGAAUGGGAGAUACAAACCUUGGGACUAUCCCAGCGUUCACACUGAUCUCUGGGAAAACUGGUUUAUUCCUGACCCUUCAGGGAAGUUCAAAUUAACUCGUCCUGAUAGCUGA